Parascedosporium putredinis is the source of this 957-nucleotide messenger RNA. NCBI's taxonomy places the organism in Eukaryota, Fungi, Ascomycota, Sordariomycetes, Microascales, Microascaceae. The record is from the annotation of a GenBank genome assembly.
AUGUCAAGAAGCGCCUCGACCGAACCACCACCGAACCAGAGCCCCAUCCCUUCCAUCCUCGUCCGAAGCGCAUCACCCCGUGGACCGGAACAGUCUCUGACAAGCUCCCUGGCCCAUAACCCUCAUCUCCCGGAGACUCCACCGUCCUCGACUCUCCAGGUACCCAAAAGAAGCAGCCAGAAGCGUACCUAUUCCGAAGCGAACCUUUCAACCGCGGAAAACGUCCCAAGGAAGAUCAUGGCUCCUCGAUCCUCCAAGAAGGAAGGCGAGUCUAGUUCCAAGAAGUUGAGCGCUUCCUCGUCUGUUUCCAAAGCCAAGUCUAAGUCUAAGCCGACGACGGAUGACUGGACCGAGGUCACCGAGCCUGAAGAGAGGCGCCGAAUUCAAAACAAACUUGCGCAAAGAAAAUUCCGUACGUAUCAGGUCCCCUCUGCAACCCCCAUCACAGACCCAUUUCAUCCCAGAGCAUCACCGCGCCAGUCCGCUUACACGCACCUUGUGUCCAUUAUAGGUGAAAAGAAUCGAGAGAGCAAGGAACGGGCGGAGCGUGACGCCAGGAACCAGCAGCACGCAGGCAGCUGCUACCAAGUCCCCGCGCCAAGCGACGUGACCUCUGAGCAUGAAGUAUCCGGCCUUCCGUGGGGAACUUUCUCUAUGCGACACGUAGUCUCUCGAGGCCACGAAGCUGAAAGCCGACGAAGCAGUGGCAGGGACGACUACCUUCGCGAAGACGGCCGAUACCAGCCAACCCCGUUUGCCGAAAACAUGCCUUAUUCUGCAGGAGCGCCCUCGUAUCAGCAGCACGGCGGGAGUUUUGGCGGAAGCAGCACGGGGAGGACGGCUACUACGAGACAGACCCGCAGUUAUUCUAUGACUACGGUUCCUCAGGUAUCCCAACCCACCAGCAGCAAUACCCUCCACCUCCACAGCAAGGUGGGAAAUGACAAGAGCACGUAG